Messenger RNA from Miniopterus natalensis, 3878 nucleotides. It is a transcript of the gene SCRN1, whose product is annotated as secernin 1. Gene Ontology annotation, molecular function: cysteine-type exopeptidase activity; dipeptidase activity. The record is from RefSeq and is a predicted model, not a curated record. Gene Ontology annotation, biological process: proteolysis. Lineage: Eukaryota; Metazoa; Chordata; Mammalia; Chiroptera; Miniopteridae.
AUGGCUGCAGCUCCUCCCAGCUGCUGCUUGGUGGCCUUCCCGCCUCGUGCCAAGGACGGUCUGGUGGUGUUUGGGAAAAACUCGGCUCGGCCCAGGGAUGAAGUGCAGGAAGUUGUGUAUUUCCCGGCCUCCGAUCACGAGCCCGAGAGCAAGGUGGAGUGCACUUACAUUUCAAUCGACCAAGUUCCCAAGACCCACGCCAUUGUGAUAAGCAGACCUGCCUGGCUUUGGGGGGCAGAAAUGGGAGCCAAUGAACACGGAGUGUGCAUCGCCAACGAGGCCGUCAAUGCCAGAGAACCGGCGGCUGAGACGGAAGCCUUGCUGGGCAUGGAUCUGGUCAGGCUUGGUUUAGAAAGAGGGUCAACGGCUAAAGAAGCCUUUGAUGUCAUCAUUGCCUUGUUGGAAGAACAUGGACAAGGUGGGAAUUAUUAUGAAGAUGCAGGCUCCUGCCACAGCUUCCAGAGUGCUUAUCUGAUUGUGGACCGUGAGGAGGCCUGGGUGCUGGAGACCGUAGGGAAGUACUGGGCUGCUGAGAAAAUCACAGAGGGCGUCAGGUGCAUUUGCAAUCAGCUUUCACUCACCACUAAGAUUGACGCAGAGCAUCCUGAGCUCAGGAGUUACGCUCAGAGUCAAGGCUGGUGGACGGGAGAGGAGGAGUUCAAUUUCUCCGAAGUUUUUUCUCCAGCUGAGGACCAGCUACACUGCUGUGCAGGCAAAGACAGCUUAGAAAAGCAAGAAGAAAGCAUCACUGUGCAGACUAUGAUUGACAUCUUACGGGACAAAGCCAGUGGCGUCUGUAUAGACUCCGAGUCUUUCCUCACCACAGCCAGUGUAGUGUCUGUCCUGCCUCAGAGCAGCAGCUCACCGUGCAUCCACUACUUCACUGGGACCCCAGAUCCCUCCAGGUCCGUAUUCAAGCCUUUCAUCUUUGUUGAUGAUGUAAAACUUGUCCCCAAAGCACAGUCUCCCUGUUUCGGGGAUGAUGAUCCUGCCAAAAAGGAGCCUCGGUUCCAGGAGAAGCCAGACCGUCGGCAUGAACUGUACAAGGCCCACGAGUGGGCACGUUCUGUCAUUGAAAGUGACCAGGAGCAAGGUCGCAGGCUGAGGAAGACCAUGCUGGAGCUGGAGAAGCAAGGCCUGGAGGCCAUGGAAGAAAUCCUGGCCAGCCCCGACCCCCUGGACCCCGCCGAGGUGGGGGACCUUUUCUAUGACUGCGUGGACACGGAGAUUAAGUUCUUUAAGUGAAGCAGGCACCCCCUUCCCCUGUCUUAUUUAAAAUUUCCCACCGUACUAAGUUACCAGCAAAACAAACCGCUCUCCUGUUCGAGUAAGACGAGAAAGGUCCGCCGGGGCCGCCCCUUCUGAAGCCAGAUCGAACUGUAAACUUGUGUUCUGCCCGGAAACUCGAAAUGCCCCCUCCGCCGUGUGGUCCCCAUCCUCUGCCGUGUGACAUGUAUCCCGUGUGCCCGUUGUUUUCCUGUGUGACUAGUUGUGGAUGUCAAGCUGCUGUUAUUGUAUUCCAGUGGCAAUGGACACAUUAGCCUCUUUGGGGGAUGAUCAGAGUUCAUCGGGUCUUGAAAGGCAGGCUCCACAGUGGGAAAGCAAAAUCUUUUGAAGUCUUACACUUUCUCAGUGACAGUUUCUUUCAGGUUAACAAAAGCAUUGCUUUGACUGGCCCAGGGUCCUGUGUGCGCACUCGAGGGAGAAGCUUCCCGGUGUCCCUUAGUUUGAGUCCUAGUCUGUCUGUAUCUGUAGCGCAGAAUGUCUCCAGCUGUGUCUUCUCAGGGACACAUCUGGAGGGAAGGAAUAAAGGGGUCCUGUCCAGUCCCAGCUCAGUCCCGAUUCCCAUGACCCUCAAGAACCUACCUUCUGUGCCCUGUGCUGUGUGCCGGGACCCACAAACUGCUUCCACGUGCGGGAAAGCUGGGCGUGUGUCAGCUGACCCGCCCACUUUAGAGCGCCAGAGGCAGCCACACCUGGGGCUUCCCGAGUCACCGCGUGGGUCUCCCGGGGGCACGAGGCCCGGCCUGGUUGCCGCCACCUAGUUUAGGGUUCAUCAGAUGGCCCCAGGGCAUAGUUCCACCCCACAGAGCUGCGAAGCUCUCAGCUAACGAGGGGAAGGAGGAGCUUUUGACGGUUUCGAUUCCAGUUCAAGUAGCUGGAAUCUAUCUGAGCAGCCGCCACACCAUCUCCGCGGAGACUCUCGUUAAACCGAUUUGUUUCCAACGUCGUGUUCGCGUGAAGGAUUGGACUUAUCACCGGAGCACAGAAAAGCGUGUGAGGAAGAGCAGAUGGGCUCAGCACUGGGAACACAGAGGGCAAGCAGGCCACAGAUGGAGAAGCAUUUCGCUCCAGAGUAACAGCCCAGCCCCCCCCCCGGCUGCCCAGCCUGUUGUACCCCACAGAGCUGUGUGGGGAGCAACUGGCUUUCCCUGGGCCUUCCCUUUAUCACCCCCGCCCCCCCCAUGUGUCCCAGUAGCUGCCUUCGGACUGGUGGCUGAAGUGGGCAGGUGGUUUGGGGGGACGCUUACCUCCAGCUACUGGAACUCUCCGCCACUCUGGGAACGGCAGGGGGCAGAGAUGAUGAAUGUGGUAACACACCAGCUGGCGGGAGCACAGCAGCUUAAUUACUCCUGGCGACCCCUCAGAAGCAGCGCAUCAUAGGCCACGAGAGCUGGAAGGGACUCGCGUCCCAUGUGCAGGUUUUAUCGGAACAAAUGUUUCCCACCAACUCCCCUUGGCAUGAGAGCCCCAUGAUCUUUUUGCCCAGCAGGUAUGUAAAUUCCGGAUGUAAAAUGACUACAGGUGGUGAGAGCCGGGAAGACCGAGCUGACAGAAUUAAUAGCAGCCGUUGGAGGUGGUUUGUGGACUUUGAGACUUUUGUCCAGGUUCUGGCUUUCACGGUUGAUUAACUGAGGGUCUCCUCCUCUGUGGAGCUGCCAUUCUGAGAGUCUGUCUGCAGCUGCUGAGGGAGGAAGGGUGGGGGUCCAGAAUGACAUGGGUCCCUCAUCCCCCCCUAAACGCACCUCCAGAGGGGCUAUUUAAAGCAAGGUCACGUAGAAAGCCGGUCUAAAAACGUCACAACAAGGUCUCACUUCCCCCUGUUGUGGAAACAUUUCCUCGGACCUGACAUGUCUGGGAUACCCAAGGUGAUUCGGGGCUUGACCAAAAGGAAUCUAGUGAGAGUAAAUUACACAGAGGCCUGCUUUUAUUAUUACGGGCCAAACAAAGGUCACGGGUCACCAGCCAGCCUUAUGCCACCUCCCAGCCAGUUGUGCUGUGGGAAACACAAUGGGUGCUUCUGUUAGGGGGCAUUGACCUUAGCCCAGCACUUCAGAGAAGGGCCAACCCUGAGAGUCGCCUGGGCUAACGCCCUACAUCACGAUUGCAGGGCCCCUGUGUGAGCCCUAGAGGGCGAGGCAGCGCUCCCUGGCACAGCCUGGCACAAGUUAAAGCCGCUGGGAAGCUUCCAUGGGGCAGAGAGGCGGUCUAGGUACAGUCAGAGCCAGUGACCGCAGUGGACAGGUUCUCCGCACACCGAGAAUCCCGGGGAAGGACAAGAAGAGAGCAGGGGAUCUGCCACGUGGCCGUACUCACUUCUAGUGACUUGUAUUUACUUAUACUAACAGCUUGAAAUACGCUGUUGGAUCUUGAGCAGCAGGCUGUCGCUGGGGGGGAUGUUUGUCUUUAAAUGCUCCAGACAGACUCCGCUUUUGAGAAAUGCGUAUCGUUACACGGAUAACGUCUUGACCGGGGAUUGCUUUUCUAAAGGCAAUAUGGAGAAAAUGGAUAGCCAAGAUGAACUGUGAAAGUAAUGCUUAAAGGCCAGAGUGUAAAUAGCUUCCUAAAAUGCCAUUUGUGUAUCCAUUAAGUGUUGG